This is a messenger RNA of Camponotus floridanus (Florida carpenter ant), 1281 nucleotides long. Its product is annotated as S-adenosylmethionine mitochondrial carrier protein. Gene Ontology annotation, cellular component: mitochondrial inner membrane. The record is from RefSeq and is a predicted model, not a curated record. The transcript is spliced from 7 exons. NCBI's taxonomy places the organism in Eukaryota, Metazoa, Arthropoda, Insecta, Hymenoptera, Formicidae. Bases 380 to 1219 code for a protein of 279 amino acids. Gene Ontology annotation, molecular function: S-adenosyl-L-methionine transmembrane transporter activity.
UUAUUCUAUUCCUACGGAUAUAUUUUCGAACAUAACCCAAAGAGUAGCCCAAACAUAACCCAAAAAGAUAUGAUUGAUAGAUUUCUAACCUCGAUAUAAUGAGAAAUAAUCUCACGUGUCUAAAAAAUCGAAUAAGACAAAAUUGGUUGAUGACGUUAAAUCCUCCACCUCAGUAAAAAAAAAGAAAUAAUCUCAUGAUAAUCCAUAAUAUCGUGCAAUUCACUUGAACACUGGAGAUUAAAAAAAAAGAUUAUAAAAGAAAUUAUAAUUCUUAUUAUAAUCACGAAGAAAACAUUAUAUAUUCUUUUAUUCCCGAAAUAUAUAUACGUAGAUUACAUUUCAUCGAGAGUAAAAUAAGAAUAAUUAGCAUAAGAACAAAAUGACGAAUAUCGAAAGAAGAAAAGAAGGAACGAACGUGCGGAAUGUUUUUGUUACUUCGCUUGUUGCAGGAGGUGCAGCGGGAACAUUUGUGGAUAUUACAUUAUUCCCAAUAGAUACAUUGAAAACUCGAUUGCAGUCUGUACAAGGAUUUUUAAAGGCUGGGGGUUUCACAGGUCUUUAUAGAGGAAUUUAUCCAGUCAUAGUUGGUUCAGCACCAACAGCUGCGCUAUUCUUUUUAACAUAUGAAGAAAUUAAAACUAUAAUGCAACCAAAGAUUUCUGCAAAGUACUAUACAAUAGUCCAUAUGGGAGCAGCAACAUUAGGAGAAAUGGUAGCAUGUUUAAUACGAGUUCCAGUGGAAGUCAUGAAACAAAGAAAACAAGCAUUCAUAUAUGAUAAGGAAUCACUUGGUCUUAAGUUAUUGUACCGUGGAUAUUGGAGUACAGUAUUACGAGACACACCUUUUAGUAUAGUACAGUUUCCAUUAUGGGAAUAUUUGAAGAAGUUUUAUAGUUUUUAUAUUGAGAGAGAAAUAUAUCCAAUGGAAAGUGCAAUCUGUGGUGCAAUUUCAGGAAGCAUUUCUGCAACUGUUACAACUCCAUUGGAUGUUGCAAAAACGAGGAUAAUGCUUGCUAACAAAACCAUGCUCUCAUCACAACUGACAAUACUAAAUGUACUUCAUGAAACAUAUAUAGAAAACGGAUUUCGUGGAUUAUUUGCCGGUCUCGGACCAAGAAUAACAUGGAUUACAUUGGGGGGUUUUAUAUUCUUUGGAGUUUAUGAAAAGGCAAGAGGCUUACUUACAGAAAGUAUUUUCAAUGUUAAAAUAACUACGUAAGUUUAUAUAAUGUUACAAAAAAGUUACACAAAAGGGAAUAUUGCUAUUUAAAAUAUGUAACA